Molecule: messenger RNA, 4409 nt
Organism: Chanos chanos (milkfish)
Lineage: Eukaryota; Metazoa; Chordata; Actinopteri; Gonorynchiformes; Chanidae
Product: sodium- and chloride-dependent GABA transporter ine
Exons: 13
Coding region: 123-1958 (611 amino acids)
Biological process (GO): amino acid import across plasma membrane; nitrogen compound transport; sodium ion transmembrane transport
Cellular component (GO): plasma membrane
Molecular function (GO): amino acid:sodium symporter activity
Source: RefSeq, a predicted model, not a curated record
UCGGCUCUCUUAAGGGACAGUCAUUCUGUUAGAGGCUUAUAUAGAAGGGUUUUAUUCUAGUUCAGUUAAGGGGCACAGUUAUUCUAGUUCAUAAUCUAACGUUGUAGAAACAGGCUUUUUAAAUGGGAGUCGGAGCUGAGACCACAGCAGUCGUCACGCUAAGCAAGCUCCCCGCGGAGCGUGAAGAUGGGAAGGAGGACGCGAAGGUAGCUUUCCGCAUCAGUGAGGAGGUGGCGGUGAAGUCCGACGAUGUGGAGCACGAAGAGGAGGACAAAAGGGGAGUAUGGAGCCGGCGACUCGAGUUCGUCCUUGCCUCGGUGGGCUACGCGGUGGGACUGGGCAACGUUUGGAGAUUUCCGUACCUCUGUUACCGAAGCGGCGGAGGGGCCUUUCUGAUCCCUUACCUGAUUAUGUUGUUUCUGUGUGGCGUUCCUCUGCUCUUUAUGGAGUUUGCUAUCGGACAGUACACGCGGCUGGGCCCGGUCCACGCCCUGUCCCAGAUAUGCCCCCUGCUGAAAGGUGUGGGACUGGCCACAGUGGUUAUUUCUUUCGUGCUCUGCACCUACUACAACGUGUUGAUGACCUGGGCGCUCUACUACCUUUUCAACUCCUUCGGAGACUCGCUGCCAUGGCAAUCGUGUAACAACACCUGGAACGCCAUCGGCAACUGCUCCACCGGUUUCCCUGGAAACGCCACCCACCUGCAGUCUGCCAGCCAGCAGUAUUUUGAUCGCCGGUUACUCGAGAUGACUCGGGGAAUUGAGGACGCUGGAGAAAUGCGCUGGGAGCUCUUCGGCCUCCUCAUCCUCGCCUGGCUCAUUGUUUACUUUUGCAUCUUCAAAGGGGUCAAGUCCACAGGAAAGGUGGUGUACUUCACAGCAACAUUUCCAUAUUUCAUCUUGUUUGCAUUGUUGAUUAAUAAUGUCCAGCUGCCAGGGGCAAGGGACGGCAUUCUCUUCUUCCUCAUGCCGAAGUGGAGCAAACUACUGGAGGUCCAGGUUUGGGUGAAUGCAGCAGCUCAGAUCUUUAACUCCAUUGGGAUUGGAUUUGGUUCCAUGAUAUCCAUGGCAAGUUACAACAAAUUCAACAACAACAUCCUCAGGGACACGUUCAUCGUCUCCGUGUUGAACUCUGCCACCAGUAUUCUGGCCGGAUUUGUCAUCUUUUCCGCCAUUGGCUACAUGGCUCACCUACACAAUCUUCCAGUGGAUGACAUUGCCACUGACGGUCCUGGGUUGGUGUUUGUCGUUUAUCCUGAGGUAUUUUCUACGAUGCCAGUUGCCCAGCUGUGGGCCUCUCUCUUCUUCCUCAUGUUGCUAUGCCUGGGACUGGACAGUCAGUUUGCCAUGGUUGAAGUGGCGAUUACGUUUCUGCUGGAUGGCUUCGGUCCGAAGAUCUUACGUGUGCUGAAGCGGAAAGAGCUGCUGGUUCUGGCCGUGUGCACUACUGGGUUUCUGCUUGGGAUUCCCCACAUCACACAGGGUGGAAUCUAUGUUUUCCAGCUGAUGGAUCACUACACUGCUGUCGUCUCCCUCAUGUUCUUGGCUUUCUUCGAGGUUCUCGCUGUCACUCUGAUUUUUGGGGUCAGGCGUUUGAGCGUAAUGGUGGAGAGUAUGCUGGGGAGAAAACCACACAUGUAUUUCUGUGUGUGCUGGCAGUUCCUCUCUCCCAUGCUGGUACUGGGUAUCUUGAUCUCCAGUGUAAUUCAGUACACUCCAGCGCGUUAUGGGCGGACCUACACAUACCCGUUGUGGGCGGAGUUUCUGGGAUGGUGCAUCUCUCUGGUUUCCAUCAUAUGGAUUCCACUGGGAGCCAUUCACGAGAUGUGGAAAAAUACAGGCUCAUUCAGACAGAGACUUAAGGUAUCCCUGACUCCCACUGUGGACCUGAAUGCCACACCCAUGCUGACUGACAGGCAGAAGGCGGAGUCUAUAGCCCUGUUCUCUGGUCCUCUCUGAGAUUCCGUGUGUUUGUGUUUGUGUCUGAAGAAACGGUUUCCUUGCCUUUCCAGUUUAUACUUCUUAUAUUUAUUUUUUUGUAUCACCAAAAAACUUCAUGUAAAAAAGAAAAAAAAAGGCUUUAUGUACAAAAAAUUCUUGUCAUUUGAACAUCAUACAAAAAUGACAUUUAGAAGUUUGAGUUGUCUGCACAGACAUACCAAAGAUUAGUUAAGUGCUUUGCAUUGUAUGUUUAAGUCAUCAUCGUUAAUUAUAAUUCUUACUACUCUCUGGGGACAUUUGUCUGACCCCGCCCCCUCCCUGGUCAUCUCCUUCUGACUCCGCCCCCUUCCCCUUUUCUCAUUGGUGGUGUUUUGCCCUUCUCUUCCUAAGUGGUAGCAGUGGUUAUUGAAAGGAUAUCUCACAGAGUUGUAAGACCUCUAAUUAGAUAUGACAUGCAAUGCAAAAGAGAGAGAAAGGGAGAGAAUAGGGGGCGGGACUUUGUUUUGAUUGGUUGUUUGAGAUGUCCUCGGUCAGUUAACCACAUAUAGAUAGAACACAUGCUUUUCUUCAUAGUGACAGAAUUUGACUCAAGGCGAUUCACGAUUUUUCUGUUUUUUUUAGUUUGUUUUGUUUUUAAACAUACUUUGUUACAUAACUAAUUUCAGUUAUCUCAUGCAUUAUUCUCUUUAACAUGUUAUUUCAAUGUAGUGCGUCUUAAAAAGCAGAUAUUUACAGAUUUUGUGGUGUUGUUGAUAUUUCUGUGGUAUUAGUAGUAUUACCUUCAGAUGGUGACUGAGUCCCGUGGAAUUAAAACGGUGCAAUAUCGCCCUCUGGUGGAUGUAAGGAAACAUGGCGCUUUGGACCACUGCCAUGUGUUAGCUGGCUCUGAGUCUCGUAGUGUUGAUUUAACAGAAGAGAAUGCACUGUGGAGUUAGACUGAGGGAAUUAUGCCUAACUGUUGAUCUAAUGCUAUCGUAUGGACCUAGUGACAGUUAAGGGAGGUUAUUGAGUCAUGUGGACUUUUAUAGAGCAUGUCUUCAUGAAUCUGGCAACCCAACAUCAAUCUGGCAACCUAUGUGCUGCCUGAAUUUGCACUUAAACCUGAUGCUCCUUAGUAAACGUUAUGUUAUGAGGGGCAUCAUGAGAUUAGACUGAAGCUGACUCAGCACUGUUGGACAUGAUGUAUUUAGUUUGAUAAUAUCAAACACAGGUUACGGGUCUGUGUGCUCUAUACAAUGCAGAAGUGAGAAGAUAUGCCCAUUUUAACAAUUCAAACAAUCAUUUUUCUCUUUAAUCCUGCUAAAAUGUUUUCUGUUCUUGUGGCCUUAUUUUCCCAUGAUGCCCCUGCCUGUCAGAGAGACAGGACAUGUUUUGCACAGUGAAUGUUGGUAGAGGAAGACUUGAAUUCAAAUGCAUCCCUCAAAACCUGUAAGUGUGAUCAGGUUCAUUCAGUUGUAAGCUCACUGGACUGUGUGAAACACAUACUGAAAACAUCGUGUGUGUGUGUGUGUGUAUGUGUGUAUGUGUGUGUGUUGCACUGUUAAGAGAUCCAGGCUAAACACAGUCACAGAGCUGAGACAGGGACCACAUGCAAGAGCAUUCACACGCCACAACAACGUCACAUGAUUAUAUAUGUUUAAAAGAAAAAAAAAACGCAUAGUUUAUGAUAUUUUUUUUUUUUAUUAUCGUUAACAAGAUAAAGAAACCAAACACACGGUGUGAACUCAGAGUCCUGUCUGCUUUUUGUUUUUCUGAAUGAACUUGAAAUCUGGUCGCUCUGUCUUUGUGUUUUGUUUUUCAUUUUAAUCUGCAAAAUGUGUGUUUACAGGUGAAUGUGUCAGUAGCAUCCUUAACCAUUAGUGUCCUGUCAGAACAGUGACCCCAGCGUGGAUGCACCAUGCAAUGGCUGUGUUGGCAUUAUUAACAUACUUUUAUUGUUGUUGACAGACUGCGGAACGAAUGACAAACGUUUGUGUAAAGCACAUUUACAGUGAUGGUUAAAAAGUUAAAGGUUUUUCAUGUCUUUUUUUUUUUUUUUUUUUCUUUUCACAGUUUUGGUUAAGAGUUUUUAAAAAAAAAAAAAAGGUCCUUAUUUUUUUAUUUUGAAAUAAUUUGGCAAAACUGCUUAGAUGUUUUGAUGUUCUCUGACCACCGUGAAGGAAACGGUCCUGAUUACUGACAUCUUGUGUUUUACGUUUCCGGAAGUUUCUCCCUGCUCAUGUGUUUUCUCCUGUCCUGUCUCAGUGGUUUUGUCUCUGAGCUGGAGAGACACAGCAUUCUUCUCCGGGGGCCCAGGCAUGUAUACAGGUUUUAUAUUCCAGCCUUACAUACACACAGAUUACUGGUUUAAUCCAGAGGGGUCACUUUAUGUUGGAUUGAGGUGUGUCAGAUAAGGAUUAGAAUUGGAAUUUCAGUCAAAUCCCGUAAGAGUGAGGAGAACUUCCUGGCCACGGCUCGUUAUCAUGUUGG